Messenger RNA from Durotheca rogersii, 1079 nucleotides. RefSeq lists its product as uncharacterized. The record is from RefSeq and is a predicted model, not a curated record. Gene Ontology annotation, biological process: translation. Lineage: Eukaryota; Fungi; Ascomycota; Sordariomycetes; Xylariales; Xylariaceae. Gene Ontology annotation, molecular function: structural constituent of ribosome. Gene Ontology annotation, cellular component: ribosome. The transcript is spliced from 4 exons. Bases 360 to 920 code for a protein of 186 amino acids.
GCCUCUAUUACGUAAGAUGCAAGUAGUGUAUCUCCACUCCGCCUCGCUCCAAGUCGGCACCGCGGUGGCCGCGGUCGCGACGAGGCCGUCAUGGAGCAGAUGUAUCGAUAUCUAUCAUACCCGGUAUAUACACGAAAGCUAUUAUGCGACAGCUGGUAUGCGACAGCUACCGCACAGCAGCCUACCAUGCAAAGUACGGGACGGCCUGACGGGGCGCAGAGGACACUAGCAUCGCUCGGUGCAUACAGAUAGGUAGGUAGGUACAUAGAUCGACAUAAACGCCUGCCCUCUCCGCUUGAAAAUGCUGGCGGGCUGCGAAGUUGUCGAUGUGAUGCUGCGACGUGGAAAACGGUAAAAGGAUGCCGUACCUAUACCUAGAUAAAUGCGACGCCUGGGUGUGUGCACUGCGAGCAACUCCGUGGCGGGCUAGGCGUGCCAGCAGGUUGACAGCCGUAGGCAGCUGUGCUCUCCCCACGCCUUCCGCCCGAAGAAAACCCGGUCACAACCCUAACAUAAUUUCCGGCCCUUACUACUUCAAUUUGUUCCCCUCGAGAAAUAUCGUUUCCUUCUCCAAGCUUCAUCAUCAAAGCAACUCAUCGACAGCCACCUUCGUAGUCGCCAGGAUGAGAGCCAAGUGGAGAAAGAAGAGAGUUCGUCGUCUUAAGCGGAAGAGGAGAAAGAUGCGCGCCCGCAGUAAACGCAUCACCACUACUCGAUCUCGGCACCCUCUCCACCACAGUAUAACGCGUCAUGACAAGGCAACAUUUCCCAUCGACAUGCUCGCACCCACCACAAUGACGGGCGGGACGGGAGGAUGGCUGGUCAAACACUUGUCGAGUGGACCUAUGGACCUAUGGUUGUGUUUAUGCAACUCAGAACUAGCAGAGCAGCGACUGCGGAAGUUCGUGACGAUUGCAUGAAGAAAUGGGCCGAUUUUCUAGUCAAUAGAAUUGCGAUUGUUGGCCCCACGCAAUGGUCACCACCGUGAACGUGAACCUCUAGCGUGGCAAGACCUCGAGCCGGGCAGCCGUCGUCGUCCCUCUAGGUAUCUCUCGCGCUGUGCACACGAGCUGAGUAAA